AUGGCGUCCACUGACACUGUGGUGGCACAUGGUUCAGCCCAGCAUUCCCAGGUGUUACUGGCGACGGCUAUCGUGAUCGUUGAGGACAAUAGUGGGCAGCGCUAUCCCGCGCGCGCUUUGCUGGACUCGGGAUCGGAGAGCAACUUUGUAACUGAAAGACUCAGUCAGCGGUUAAGGGUAACCCGCCACAAGGUAGAAGUCAAGAUUCACGGUAUCGGUCAAGCGGUAACCAAUGUUAAGCAGCAAAUCGAAGCCACCAUUCGAUCACGAGUUUCUGAGUUCUCUCAACGGAUGAAUUUCCUCGUCCUACCUAAGGUGACUGUCCAUCUACCGACGUCUUCCAUCAAUAUCGCAAAGUGGAACAUCCCAGAGGGCAUAGAAUUGGCUGACCCAUCGUUCAAUGUGUCCAUGAACGUGGACAUGGUUUUGGGAAUUCAGUCGUUCUUCCAAUUCUUCAGAAACGGACGGCAGGUUUCAUUAGGAGAACGACUACCGGCGCUCAACGAAUCCGUUUUCGGUUGGGUAGUAUGUGGUGGAUCAUCGGUUUCCAGUCAGUCGCUGAACAUCAGCUGCAACGUGUCGACUUCAGAAGGUUUAGAGGAAUUGGUAGCCCGAUUUUGGUCCUGCGAGGAGAUUGGGUCUGCCGAAAACUAUUCGCCACAAGAAGCGCGUUGCGAGGAGCAUUUUGUUCGCACCGUUCGUCGAGGAGAAGACGGACGUUACACUGUCUCUUUACCAAAGGAUACAGAGGUUUUGAAGCGAAUUGGCGAGUCAAGGGAUAUCGCCGUUCGUCGGCUUCAAAGUACGGAGCGCAGAUUAGCGAAGAACGAGGAUCUUCGUGGUCAAUACUGCGCAUUCAUGGAAGAAUAUCUCCAGCUCGGCCAUAUGCGGAAGGUCGAGAGCAUCACCGUUCCAUCGAAUCACUGCUAUCUACCCCACCAUCCAGUUGUGAAGGAAGCCAGUACCACAACAAAGGUUCGCGUUGUCUUCAAUGCUUCCAGUGAAACGACUACCAGGGUGACGUUGAACGAUGCGCUGUUGGUUGGGCCGAUCAUCCAAGAUGAUCUUCGUUCUAUAAUCAUGAGGAGUCGGACUAAACAAGUAAUGUUGGUAGCGAACGUUGAGAAAAUGUUCCGCCAAAUCUGGAUCAAUGAGGAGGACCGACCACUGCAGUCCAUCUUAUGGCGAUCGUCACCGGAGGAGGAAAUCAACACCUUCGAGCUAAACACCGUCACGUAUGGCACGAAACCGGCACCAUUCCUAGCAACGAGAGUUCUGAAGCAGUUGGCGGAUGACGAAGAAGGAAAGUUUCCACUUGGUGCCAAGGCAGUAAGAGAAUACACCUACAUGGACGAUGUUAUAACGGGCACGGACGACGUGGACGAAGCUUUGAAAUUGAGAGUCCAGUUGCAGCGGCUUACGACAGCUGUAGGAUUUAAACUACGCAAAUGGGCUUCCAAGCAUCCCGGCGCGUUGAUGGGAGUCCUCGAAGAGGAUUUAGCGAUCCCGUCAACUCAGGAAAUCAGUUUGGAUCCAGAUCCGUCAGUAAAAACGCUCGGAUUAACCUGGAUGCCAGGAACCGACACUCUACGCUUCCAGUUCACCAUUCCAAACUUGCAAGACACGAAGUUGUUGACCAAGCGCAUGAUUCUUUCGAUAAUCGCUACUCUAUUCGAUCCGCUAGGCCUCAUAGGAGCGGCAAUCACAACGUUCAAGGUGUUCAUGCAGGUAUUGUGGACACUGAAGAACGAGGAUGAACAACGGAUCGGUUGGGACGAACCACUGCCCAAAACGGUGGGUGAGACGUGGCAAGGAUAUCAUCAGCAACUUCCAACUCUCAACCAGCUGAGGAUCAAAAGGUGCGUUUUAAUUCCUGAGGCGCAGCGGAUAGAUCUUCACUGCUUUUCGGAUGCUUCGGAGAAGGCUUACGGAGGAUGCAUUUAUGUACGAAGUGAGGAUUCCGACAGAAAUGUACAAGUUCGACUGUUUGCUUCGAAGUCUAGGGUGGCUCCGUUGAAUCGCCAAUCCAUUCCGAGGUUAGAGUUGUGUGGCGCACUUUUGACUGCGGAGCUGUACGGAAAGGUUAUACAAUCCAUCAGAUUACCGGUAAAUGUACACUUUUGGACGGAUUCUACGUGCGUGCUGCGCUGGAUAGCAGCUACUCCCAACACGUGGAGCACGUAUAUUGGGAAUCGAUGCGCAAAAAUUCAGCGGCUAACUGAGGGCUAUCAGUGGCGACAUGUUCCUGGAUCACAGAAUCCCGCUGAUCUCAUUUCUAGAGGAAUAACCCCGACGAAUAUUGCGAUUAAUCACUUUUGGUGGCAUGGGCCGGACUGGUUGCUAUCAGAUCCGGAAGAAUGGCCACAAUUGGCAGAGCUGCGGAACAGCGAAGAAGUAGAGAAGGAAAGACGUCGCACUGCAACCGCGGCUACAAUGGCAACCACAGACGUGUUCGUUGAGGAAUACGUCGCCAAAUUUUCGACAUACUCGGACUUGAUUCGGACAACAGCAAUUUGGCAACGUCUUAUCAAGCUUCUCAAGAUACCGAAAGCAGAAAGGAGAAGUGGGUUUCUUACGUCGGAAGAGCUCAAAGAAGCAGAGCAUACAAUCAUUCGGAUGGUGCAAAGGGUAUCGCUCACCGAUGAAUGGAAGGAUCUAUCAGAAGGGAAACCUGUGUCCCGGAAAUCUCCGCUACGUUGGUUCCACCCCUACAUAUCGUCUGAGGGAUUGAUGCGGCUCGGUGGACGAUUAGGUCACUCUGCGGAACCUGAGGACUUCAAACAUCCAAUCGUCCUACCUAAGGGUCAUCGUUUCACCCACUUGAUUGUGACACACUACUACAUUAGACUACUUCACGCCGGACCACAGUUGCUGUUAAGCACUAUUCGGCAGAAAUUCUGGCCAUUAGGAGGGAGAAACAUCGCUCGACAGGUUGUCCAGCGUUGCUACCGGUGCUUCCGAGCGAAGCCGUCUGCGGUGAAGCAAUUUAUGGGAGAUUACCUAAGGAAAGAGUAA
Molecule: messenger RNA, 3015 nt
Organism: Aedes albopictus (Asian tiger mosquito)
Lineage: Eukaryota; Metazoa; Arthropoda; Insecta; Diptera; Culicidae
Exons: 1
Coding region: 1-3015 (1004 amino acids)
Source: RefSeq, a predicted model, not a curated record